This is a messenger RNA of Anisakis simplex (herring worm), 924 nucleotides long. The record is from the annotation of a GenBank genome assembly. NCBI's taxonomy places the organism in Eukaryota, Metazoa, Nematoda, Chromadorea, Rhabditida, Anisakidae.
AUGCCUGCGGACGCUAACAUAACCUAUCUUCAGUUCGAAAACUUGCAAAUUUCAAAGAACACGACAACGGCUCACGCAGAAAAGCCUCUGAAAGCAGUCAUCGAGAAGACUCAUAACGAGAAAGAAGAAGAACCACUGCUCCGUGAUAAUCCGAAUCGUUUUGUGAUAUUCCCAAUCAAUUACCAUGAUAUUUGGGAUUUCUAUAAGCGUGCCGUUGCUUCCUUCUGGACUGUUGAGGAGGUGGAUCGUUUCGCUCAAGAAGUUCAAGUUCCUGAGGCUCGUUUCUUCUAUGGAUUCCAAGUGAUGAUGGAGAAUAUUCACUCGGAGAUGUAUGCGAAGAUGAUUGAGACGUACAUUAGAGAUGAUGCUGAAAGGAAGAUACUGUUCAACGCAAUCCAUGAGUUUGAGUUCAUCAAAAAGAAGGCUGAUUGGGCGUUGAGGUGGAUUGCCGAUACAGAGGCACCUUAUGCGGAACGAGUGAUCGCAUUUGCAGCAGUUGAAGGAAUAUUCUUUUCGGGCAGUUUUGCAGCUAUUUUCUGGUUGAAGAAACGUGGUUUGAUGCAAGGAUUGACGCAAAGCAACGAGUUGAUUUCAAGAGAUGAGGGUCUUCAUCGUGAUUUUGCGUGUCUCAUGUUCAGUCAUUUGAGAAAUAAACCAAGCCAAGAGCGCAUCUAUCAGAUUAUUCGUGAAGCCGUUGUAAUCGAACAGGUGAAUAGUCACAUCGACUAUUUUAUCGACUAUUUUAGCAUAUUUCGUGGGAUGCUUCUUUUGAAAAUGAUUUUUCACAUUGAACAUGCUGCUUUUAUGACAACUUAUUUCAUGUUUUUUUGGCACACACUCCUUGCACUCUACUACAUAUUUGUCCUUUUCCUCCCUCUUGAAAAUCACAUACUCAGUCAAACUUUUCCAAGGGCCAGGUGUUGA